Thelazia callipaeda (thelaziosis nematode) is the source of this 837-nucleotide messenger RNA. The record is from the annotation of a GenBank genome assembly. Lineage: Eukaryota; Metazoa; Nematoda; Chromadorea; Rhabditida; Thelaziidae.
AUGCCCUCGAUUACAGCCCUUUCUCCUUAUUAUUUUAAAGCAUUUCAUCUGCUGAAAAAUGAGACAGAGAGAUCGACUAAUUGUACCAGUGGACAUUAUUCUGUACCCUCAACUUGCGCCAAUUCAAACCAUUCUGGGCAACUUCUCUUUCGUUUGGUUUUGCAAUUUCAGACAGCAUAUGCUCAGUACGUAAAAUUGUUAACGUUAUUUAUGAUUGCUGUCAUCCAUGCCGUAUAUAUGAUCCCAUUUUUAAACAUUUUUGCUGCCAUAGCUGCAAAUGAUGUGACUGAUGUAACAACAAACUCUGCUUCCUAUCGCUUACGGCAUCUCAUUGAAACUCUCACCGAUUACAAGAAAAACAUGUGGAUGAUUGUGGGUAGUAUGUGUGUAUCACUAUCUACAUCAUGUUUCAUUCUCAUGCUGAAUGCGUCCUCACGGAAAGCUACUUACGAAAUUAUUGUCCGUGGGAUUGAUCUCUUGGCAUUUGGGACUUUACCAGUUUUUUUGUUUGCAAGAUUUUUGUUGCUAAGUAGUAUUCAUGAGCAGCUUACAGUUGUAUUUAGUGAAAUCCGUAUGAAACACAAUUUCGAACAAUUAAGUACUACACUGGGUUGUUCAUUUACAUCUUACAAACAAGUCCCUCUGUGCACUGAAGUUAUUGAGAAUGCUCUUUUCCCUGCAUAUAUAAUAAAAUUUCUUAUAGUCUUAGCUAUUUUAACCAUUGUUUAUAUACUCCUGGCUUAUUUCAUUGAAUGGUGUUUAAAGCACUGGUUUCCACCUCGAUGUAGCUAUGCAAAACGAACACCUAUCUACGUACCAAUCGUUAUAUCUUCUUGA